Messenger RNA from Anopheles marshallii, 420 nucleotides. RefSeq names its product ubiquitin-like protein 4A-B. The record is from RefSeq and is a predicted model, not a curated record. NCBI's taxonomy places the organism in Eukaryota, Metazoa, Arthropoda, Insecta, Diptera, Culicidae. Gene Ontology annotation, biological process: post-translational protein targeting to endoplasmic reticulum membrane. Gene Ontology annotation, molecular function: protein binding. The transcript has 2 exons. The coding region runs from base 1 to 420 and encodes 139 amino acids.
AUGAAACUAACGAUAAAAAUAUUGAAAGGAGAAGAAUACUUCGUUGAGACCACGGAAGAAUCAACAAUCCAACAGAUCAAGGAAGAAAUUGAGAAGAAAAGUUCGAUACCGGUUGAACAUCAGAAGCUGCUCCUCGUAGGGAAGGCGCUAGCAGACGAAAAGACAGUCGCUUCCUACAGCAGCAUUGCCGAUGGAACGAAAUUAACGCUGGUUGUUAAGAAACCGGACCCAUUGCGGGACGUUAUCUAUCGUCACUUCAAACGCUACCUACAGGAAGAACAAUCGCAACGAUUGACCACGAAAUUUAUGGAUGAUUUUGAACAGAAGCUAAACCAACUCAGUUUGGAUGAUUUGGAAAAGAUUGCUACAGAAAUGUUGGCUAAAAAGGGACAAAAUGUCACCAGCGGUGAGAAUGCAUAA